Exophiala aquamarina CBS 119918 is the source of this 1827-nucleotide messenger RNA. RefSeq lists its product as uncharacterized. The coding region runs from base 1 to 1827 and encodes 608 amino acids. The transcript has 2 exons. NCBI's taxonomy places the organism in Eukaryota, Fungi, Ascomycota, Eurotiomycetes, Chaetothyriales, Herpotrichiellaceae. The record is from RefSeq and is a predicted model, not a curated record. Gene Ontology annotation, molecular function: flavin adenine dinucleotide binding; monooxygenase activity.
AUGGGGUCCAACGAAAUCUCUUACCAAGAAUCUCGGGUGCCGUUGUCGGCGCUUCGCACAACCCUCUCGAGGAAUCCAAUCCCGGAUGAUGUCGAUCAUGAAGCGGUGGUGGCGCAUAUAUGUGGGAGAUUGACCAACCUCGACACCUCCGAUUUCACAACCGAGGCCCAAUGGCGGGACAUUGUAGGGUUGACUGGCAGUAUACGGACUAUUCAAGGGCCUCAGAAUAUUGUGGAAGUAUGGACAAAGCUCAGCUCCGCACAAAAUGCCACCGACUUUGAUCCCAUUGCCGGAUCGACAUCAGCCAUCCGCUUUGGGUCAGUGGCCUGGAUUGAGGCUCGGAUUGAUUUUCGGAUACCUACCAAAGGCAGCCUCCCUGGGCGAAAAUGCUCAGGGAUUCUCCGCAUUGUACCCAAUUCGAGUAGAGAAUGGAAAAUUUGGAUUAUGGUGACGAUACUGGAACAGCUUGAUGGCUGUGGCAGCGUCGAUGUGCUCGUUCAGCUCAGUCCAGAGGAAAGCCUAAGACAAAGAGCGGAAAACGGAGCGGAUUCUGGGGUAGACCUCUUUGAUUGCGUUGUCGCUGGUGGAGGCCAAGCUGGCUUGUGUACUGCGGGUCGCCUCAAAGCACUGGGCGUCUCGUACGCGGUACUGGAGCGAAACAACGAAGUUGGUGGCAACUGGUUGAACCGGUAUCAGUCGUUCAGGCUACACACCUCGAAGGAGUCGAGCGAGAUGCCCUUUGGCAGGAUAUUUGCGAAGGAUGAACCUUACUUUCUCAACGGUCGUCGCCUCGCAGCAGGUUACAAGAGAUAUGUUGAACGGUACGGCAUCAAUAUCUGGUUAUCGACUGUACUUGAAAAGGCCGACUGGGACGAAUCAGCCCAGCUGUGGAUACUGGACCUCCAGCAGAAGCAAAGUGGCCACAGCACUUCUGAUGAAGCGCAACAGAAUUUUAAGAGACGGCAAAUCCGCGCACGACACCUUGUUUUUGCCAUUGGAAGCGGAGGUCAGAUCCCGAAAGUGCCGUUCAUUCCAAAUCGCGAAGCGUUCAAUGGCGAACUCUUGCAUUCAGUCGACUACAGCGUGGCCACGCAAUGGAAAGCAAAACGCGGCGUGGUUAUCGGAAGUGCCAAUUCCGGUCAAGAUGUGGCCAUGGACAUGGUUGCAGCGGGUCUCUCUGCUGUGACUGUCGUCCAGCGAACACCGACCAUGAUUUUGCCAUUGCCAACCUACAAGGCUAUCUUUGACCGCGUUUACAAUGACCAAUCGGACCUUAAUUUGAGCGACAAACUUUUUCUUUCGAUGCCUUUGAAUGUCGAGCAAGCCUUUGCCAUGGAAGUUGUACGGCAGCUGGCCGACGCCAUGCCCGAAUAUUGGCAGGCGCUGGAAAAGUCUAGUUUUGUGGUCAAUCGGUAUCCUGACCUGAUUCAUAUCCUGUACGAACGGCAAGGUGGACAUUACUUUGAUGUCGGUGCGGUCAAAAAGAUUGCGGAUGGCUCGAUCCAGACUAAGCUUGGCUCUAUCGAAAGCUUCACACCCACCGGCCUGCUUUUCAAAGAUGGCUCUACCCUGGACGCCGACGUGAUCAUCCUAGCGACUGGGUUUGAAGGUAGCAUGCGGGCUGCUGCCACGAAAAUCGUUGGCGCCGAGAUCGGAAGUCGUUUGGAUGAGUACAUGGGUGUUGACGCCGAAGGAGAGUUGAGAGGCUACGCGAAACCCAUGGCGGGUCAGAAGAAUGUCUGGUACAUUGGCAGCUUUAUUGGCCUCUCCAGGUACUAUUCGCGCUUUCUAGCGUUACAGAUCAAAGUGGAUCUUCAAGCACAAUAA